Plenodomus lingam JN3 is the source of this 1557-nucleotide messenger RNA. RefSeq lists its product as uncharacterized. Lineage: Eukaryota; Fungi; Ascomycota; Dothideomycetes; Pleosporales; Leptosphaeriaceae. The record is from RefSeq and is a predicted model, not a curated record. Gene Ontology annotation, molecular function: antiporter activity. Gene Ontology annotation, cellular component: membrane. Gene Ontology annotation, biological process: proton transmembrane transport.
AUGGUUCAAUUCGGUUAUCUCGGCCUGCUUGUAUUGGUCUAUCAAGGUGGGCUACAUACCUCGUUCCAAUCCCUCAAAGCCAACCUACUCCUAUCUUCUGCUGUCGCUCUUACUGGCAUCGCCGUCCCCAUUGGCCUGUCCUACACCCUGCAGGAGCUCCUGGACGCGACCCCUCUGCAAGCAUUCGCUGCAGGUGCUGCACUAUGCUCGACCAGUCUUGGCACCACUUUCACCGUCCUGGGCUCUAGUGGACUCUCCACUUCUCGGCUCGGUGUGGUCCUCGCCAGCGCUGCCAUGAUGGACGAUGUCGUCGGAUUGGUCAUGGUCCAAGUCAUCUCCAAUCUGGGGGGCGACGACUUCAGCUGGGUCACUGCCGUCCGCCCAGUGCUUGUCUCAGUUGCUUUCGCCACGGCCGUGCCUCUCGUGUGCCUAUGCAUCGCCAGACCCAUCACAUUCUGGCUAAACAAGUACCGCGAAGAGCAUCCAUCCACGACACUCAGCCUUCUCCUGCUGAAGCCACAGACUGUCUUCUUCCAUCACACUCUCUUAUUGAUUGGACUUGUCACGGCUGCAACAUAUGCUGGUACCUCUGGUCUUUUCGCCGCCUAUCUUGCCGGAGCCAGCAUCAGCUGGUGGGACUCGGAGUUGCCCCAUCCACCUUCUCCUGUUCGAAAGCUUUCGCCCACCGCAGCCGAUGUGAAGAAGACAGGGCCUGGUGCUGAAGCUAUCCGCGAGCCGACAGGUUCACAAUCCAAGACCGAUGUACCUAUGGAGAGCGCUGUCACGGCUGCUGCGAGCGAGGCCAAUCACAACAGCAGUCACACUACGGAGACAGCCCAACAUGAUCAUGUGCCCAACGCUCAGCUCCAUGAGCAGGACACGACUGGCUCGGCCAUUUAUCAGCGUUAUUACCACCCGUCAGUAUCCAAGAUCCUACAGCCACUGUUCUUCGCCUCCAUUGGCUUCUCUAUACCCAUCACCCGCAUGUUCAACGGGCCUAUUGUGUGGAGAGGUAUUGUCUACGCCGUCCUGAUGGCAUUUGCAAAGUUGGCAUGCGGUCUGUGGCUUGUUAGAUUUUCAGUCAUGCCAGGCAAGGGGACCCUGAGCCGAUCACUCGCAAAAGUAAAGUUCCCAUCGAUCCCGCACUUGUGGGGGAGAAGCGCACGGGGAGCUCCAUCGAAUCCACAAAGUGCAACGAAUCCUACUUUGACGAGUGGAGCCAGCCUGGAAGCUCGUAGCUCACCGAGCCCACCCAAGCCCGUCUCACUCCAUCCACCGCUUAUACUAGCACUCGCAAUGUGUGCCCGGGGUGAAAUAGGCUUCCUGAUAUCUGGCGUCGCUGAGUCGAAUGGCAUCUUCUCGGCCUCAGGGGUUGCGUCAGCAGAUGAACCAUCGGACAUUUUCCUUGUCGUGACCUGGUCUAUUGUGCUGUGCACAAUCUUGGGGCCCCUGGGUGUUGGCAUGUCGGUGCGGAGAGUGAAGAAGCUUCAGGAGCGCAAGAAUAGGCAGCAAGAAGGUAGUGGGCGAGAUGUGCUAGGUGUCUGGGGUGUUGAUUGA